Molecule: messenger RNA, 1941 nt
Organism: Sparassis crispa
Lineage: Eukaryota; Fungi; Basidiomycota; Agaricomycetes; Polyporales; Sparassidaceae
Product: Probable D-xylulose kinase
Exons: 4
Coding region: 1-1941 (646 amino acids)
Biological process (GO): xylulose metabolic process; D-xylose metabolic process
Cellular component (GO): cytosol
Molecular function (GO): D-xylulokinase activity
Source: RefSeq, a predicted model, not a curated record
AUGUGCACUGGCCGCGUUGGGCACGUGCAACAUCCCUGCGUCGCGUCACGUCGCGUCGGGGAGUGGGCGAUCGAGUUAUCGAGCUCGCCGGACCGUGGGGCCGGGAGGAGGAUCCGGGUUGCAUGCACUUUCUCCGCUGCCCAGAAGAGUCCCUCGCCCGUCCUCAGGAUCGAGAAUAUUACACAGGCCAGUCGCAGGGUCCCCUUCCUGCCCUUUUAUACCGUCAUACCAACACCGAGCACUUUCUCCGUGUUUACUUCCCCUUCCAUGGCGUCUGUAACGCACAAUAGCUCCCCGCUUUUCCUCGGGCUGGAUCUCUCCACUCAAGGACUCAAGGCCGUCCUAAUCUCGGAAGACAGCAGGGUUGUCCAUGAGUCUGCUGUUCACUUCGACGUUGACCUCCCGCAUUUCGGUACUACCAAUGGUGCCAUCCGAGGACCAGCACCGGGCGAAGUUACUUCUCCUGUCCUUAUGUGGUUGGAAGCCUUCGACCUCUUGAUGGAGCGGAUGAAGAGUGCCGGCGUCGAGUUCAAUCGCAUUCUCGCUAUCUCAGGAGAUGGGCAACAACACGGUUCCGUAUAUUGGUCCUUGGAUGCGGAGAAACUUCUUGCUUCUCUUGAUCCCGUGCAACCGCUGAAACAACUGUCGCCCAAGGCGUUCUCUCUCCCCAGGGCACCCAUUUGGCAAGAUUCCUCAACAACGCGUGAGUGCCGUGAGCUCGAAGCUGCAGUCGGCGGUGCCCAAGCACUGGCAGACCUCACUGGGAGUCGUGCUUACGAACGGUUUACUGGUAACCAGAUUGCUAGGAUCCGUCGCAUAAACCCCGAAGCGUAUCUGGCCACGUCCCGCGUCUCCCUCAUCUCGUCGUUCAUGCCGUCUCUCUUCCUCGGUGCUUUCGCACCGGCAGAAUUGUCAGAUGCAAGCGGGAUGAACCUUAUGAACGUUCUGACGUGCAAGUGGGAUGAUAGGCUACUAGAAGCAUGUGGAGGGCCCGAAUUGAGAGCCAAAAUUGGUCCCGAGCCUGUUCCUGGCGGCACCCUGCUGGGGAAAAUCAGUCCGUGGUGGGUGAAGCGGUGGGGAUUUAAUCCAGAAUGUGAAGUGGUGCCAUUCACAGGUGACAACCCAGCAACUGUAGUAGCGCUCUCUACUCCGGGCGAUGCUAUCCUGUCUCUCGGAACAUCAACGACCCUCCUUCUGUCGAUCCCUCCUGCAGAUACGGCUCCGAAAUGUUUCACGACCUCCCAUCUACUAACCCAUCCCACGACCACCGACGCGCACAUCGCCAUGCUCUGCUAUAAGAAUGGUGCGCUCGCGCGUGAGCAGGUGAGGGACAAUUACACCGACGGGCAUUGGACGCGCUUCAACGAGCUUGUAGAGAAGACGCCCGUUGGGUGCGACGAUUACAUGGGCUUCUAUUUCCCGCUCCCCGAGAUCAUCCCGCCCAGCGUCCAGGGCAACUUUUUCUUCUGCACUUCUGGUUCCUCUGUAGCGGACAUCAAGUCCGUCCCCGAAGCAGACAUGCCCACCACGGCACACCCGCGCGCGAUCCUGGAGUCGCAGUUCCUCUCUAUCCUUUCGCGCAUCGCUGCGAUCCUCCCGCCGGACGCUGCUCCACUGCAAAGGCUCGUGCUUAGCGGCGGGUCCUCCGCGAACCAGGUCAUCCGGCAGCUCGCGGCGGACGUCUUCGGCAUGCGCGUAUUCGUCGCGGGCAAGGAGGGCGCGGCAGAGGGGGGCGCGGAGCUCGCGCGUUAUGCGUGGUGGCGUGUGCGCACGGGCGGCACCGGCACGUUCGAGGAGAUGCGCGCGAGCGACCCCGAGGGCGAGCGCAUGACGUGCGUUGCGGAGCCCAGAAAGGAGAACGCCGCCGUGUAUGCAAGCUUGGUGGAGCCGUACCGCAUGUGCGAGGACAGGGUAGUGCAGCUAUGCCAGAAUGCCGCGUAG